This is a messenger RNA of Thyridium curvatum, 4110 nucleotides long. RefSeq lists its product as uncharacterized. Bases 1 to 4110 code for a protein of 1369 amino acids. NCBI's taxonomy places the organism in Eukaryota, Fungi, Ascomycota, Sordariomycetes, Thyridiales, Thyridiaceae. Gene Ontology annotation, molecular function: lipid binding. The transcript is spliced from 4 exons. The record is from RefSeq and is a predicted model, not a curated record.
AUGAACGAACAAGAACAUGUCGUGCCUUCGGGCCAGCACUAUUCGGGAACCAACAGAAUUCCCAACAUCAAGGAGUUCAUGGACAGUCUUGACAGGGACAAGACGAAGCGAGAUGCCGAGAUCGACGCCAAUCUCAAAAAGAACAACAAGACCGAAGGUGAAGUUUCGGACCACAAGGUCCCUCCUCAAAAGAGCGGCAAAAACCGGCGCACCGUCAGAGACCCCGUCACCGGAAAGGAUGUCGAGAUCGAGGAUAUCGACUCGUCUUUCGUGAAGACAGUCAAGAACCCCCAGUUAUCAGUACCGAACGCCAACCUUGGCAAGGAUACUCCUGUGAAGACGGAAGCCACACAGUCGGGUGAAGAAUACCGCAAGAACCAAGACAUCACUGCCCCGCCCGAUCCCAUCGUACCAGGCAGCACGAGCGAUGUGCCUAUUCACGGCGAGAAGACCAACGUUCUCUUCCACCCCACCCCCUCGGUCAGCUUUGAGCCCAUGUUCGCAGCCAUGGAAGCCCGGGCCAACGUACUCUGUGCCGGCAUAUUCAUUGCCAUCAUAUUUAUUGGUAAGAUGUUUGGAGGCAGGCUCCUCGGACUGAUCCCUCUUGCGGUCUGCGUCGCUUCCGGCGUCUUCCUCUGGAUGAAGGACGCCGUGCGGCAGGGCAGGGACACCGAGUGGUCAAGCGAGCAGAAGCGUGGCGAGACUGCCGUUGUGAAUCUCAUUCCGGAAUCCGUCGAGUGGCUGAACACGGCCCUGGGGCUGUUCUGGGGAUUGAUCAACCCGGAGAUGUUCGCCGCCGUCGCUGAUACACUGGAAGAUGUAAUGCAAGCCAGUGUCCCCGGCGUCGUGGAGAAUGUCAAGGUCAACGACAUCUCUCAAGGAAACAACCCUCUCCGGAUCCUGAGUUUGCGAGCCCUACCGGAUGACCAAGUCAAGGAUCUCAAGGACGACAUCCGCAAGAAUGACGAGAAGACAAAGGACCCUCAGGAGCUCGCUGCAGACGAAGAGGGCGGCGACUUUUACAACCUCGAGGCCACCAUCGCCUAUCACGCCCUGCCCUCCGGCAGUGAUGUCUCCUCCAAGGCUCGCAACAUGGGCAUGCAGCUCGUCUUCUACCUCGGCGUCAAGGGCCUUUUCGGCGUCCCCUUCCCCAUCUGGGUAGAGCUCAACGGGCUUGUGUGCACCGCUCGUAUCCGCAUUGCCCUGACACCGGCACCGCCCUUUGUCAAGACCCUGAGCUUCACUCUGAUGGGCCUCCCCAAAGUGGAGGCCAGCUGCAUUCCUCUCGUCGAGAAGGGCGCCAACAUCCUGAACUUGCCCUUGAUCUCCAACUUUGUUAACUGGGCUAUCGCCGCCGCUGCUAGUAUGUACGUGGCGCCCAAGUCGAUGACUCUGGACAUUGGCAAGAUGCUGCAGGGUGACGACAUCCAAAAGGACACCCAGGCACUGGGCGUGCUCUUCAUCCGCAUCCACAAGGCCACUGGGCUCAGCAAGCAGGAUCAUCGUGGCAGCAAGGGUGGUGGCUCCGAUCCAUACAUCUGCAUCGCCUUCUCCAAGUUUGGCAAGCCUCAGUAUUGCACCCGUGUGAUACAGGACGACCUCAACCCUAUUUUCUCCGAAUGUGCCCAGCUGCUGGUUACCUCGGACAUCAUCAAGGCCGACGAGCAGCUCUCUCUCGAGCUCUGGGACAGCGAUCGAUCUUCCGCUGACGACGUUGUUGGCAAGGUCGAACUGAGCAUCCAGAAGCUGAUUCAGCAUCCUGGAAAGAUGUUCCCGCAGAUCUCCAGUCUGCGUGGUGUCAAGGCAGACAGUACAAUGCCGGGUGAGCUACACUGGGAGGUUGGCUUCUUUGGCAAGACGCAGUUCCGUAAGGCGCUUAGAACCGAUGGCAAAGACCCCAACCUUCCCAAGGAGCUGCAGGAUAAGAAGGAGCUGCAGGACGAGAGGGGCGCCCUCGACACCGCCGAGGAGGAUGCCGUCGUGCACACCCCCCCGGAUCCGCUCUGGCCUAGCGGAGUUCUCGCCGUUGUCGUCCACCAGAUUGUCAACCUGGAGCUGGAGAACAUCAAGGGAUCCAACGGGAAGAGGAAAGGAAGGGAGUACGAGCCUGCCAGACCCGAGGCCGGCGAACUCAAGGAGGAGCAGGGUAAGAAGCUGCCAAGCUCGUACUGCACAAUUCUUGUCAACGAUGAGCUCGUGUACAAGACUCGUACCAAGGUCGUCUCGUCUAAACCCAUCUUCGAGGCGGGCACUGAGCGCUUUAUUCGUGAUUGGCGAUCCACAAUCGUCACCGUCACCGUCCGGGAUUCUCGCAACAGGCAGCAUGAUCCUAUCAUCGGUGUCGUGCCUCUCCGCCUCUCCGAUAUCCUUUUGACGAGCAGCCAGAGUACCCGCUGGUACCCCCUCGAUGGCGGUAUUGGGUUUGGCCGCAUCCGCAUCAGUGUUUUAUUCAGGUCCAUUGAGCUCAAGCUCCCCCCCACACAGCUUGGCUUCGGCGAGAUUGGUACCUUUGAAUUCCUGUCUGACACCAUCUCUUCGGUCAACUGGGCACCCUCCUCGAGGGUCAAGCUCCGUCUGCGCACAGGAGGCAGCUCUGCCACCGUCAAGAGCGAUCAGUGCUCCAAGGCAGACAACGGCGGUCUCGAAUGGGACAUUUCCGGCAGGGACAACAAGUCUGAGAGAGUCCGCCUGCCGGUUCGUUAUCGCUACCGCUCUCCCGUCUUCUUCGAGUUCCACCAAUCUGGCAAGCGCAACACCAACAUCUUUGCCGUUGUCUGGUUGCAAGACGUUUGCGACAACGAGGAGAAAGAAUUUGACCUCCCUAUCUGGCAGUGCGACAACGGGCUGCGGCUCUCGCAGAACUACAUCACAGAGGACAACUACAAGUCCGUUCCUGAUAUUGACAUCAAGGAGCUUGGGCGUCUCAAGUUUAGGGGUCGCUUCAAGCCCGGCACCGACCGGGACCACCUCAAGUUCGUGAGCGACAACGACUCGCGCGAGACGAUUGAGACCUGGGAGGCAUGCUACACGGAGGGCGUGCGCACCGAGGAGGUUCGCGGCGAGGUUCCGCCCUCCAUCCAGAAGCUGCACGACGCCUCAUUGACCCAGGGACGCGACGUCCUGGCCACGGCCCACGAGGAGGACAAGCGCAAGUGGCUGUCCAAGGAUGGUACUGAUUGGAGCGGUGCCUUUGGCAAGGACCCUUCGGAGAUGAUGGGCCGUGGUGGACCCAACUACAAUACGACUGAUGACUCCGCCGAUGAUGAUGAUCAGUACGCAACAGAACCCGACGAUGACUCGGGCGAUCCGGACCUGGGGAUUCAGGACGCGCAGACAAACAGUACUGGUGCCAGUGCGAACCGUGACAAGUCGCAGGACCACACAGACGCCUUGGCGACUCGCCCAUCCACUGACACGGCGGGCACUUCCGGGAGUGCCGGGUCCGGGAGCAGCAAGAACCCUUUCAAGCAGUACAAGGAUUACAAGGACCGGAGCCGAGACCUGCAUCGAAAGCAUAGAGGUCUCAUGCAGUGGCGACCCAUGCGCAAUGCCGCAUUCGCUAAGGACGAGGCCACCUUUGCCGUGCGCCGGGUGACGAAGCUCGGUGCCCUGGACGGUCGGAAGCCGGACGUGGAGACGGAGGUAGGACCCCGACUUUGGGUUGAUAAGCAAAUGUACACUGCUCAAUCACCCGCCCAAGCAGGAAACAUGUCUUCCUCGACAGAGUCAAGAAACCUCGUGGCACAGCAGCAGACGACUUGGCAUCUGGUGCUCGUAUCGAGGGGCACAUGCCGGCUACUGCAGGACGAGUACAUCCUCGACAGGCCUACACGCAGGUACACCGGUGGCGGUGACGGGAAUGCCCGCUUCGUUACUCGGCGAUCACGAGCGGCUCGAGGAGGCGAGGACGCGACAUUACAUACUUGUGCGGCUACAGGGCUCGGUGCAGUUCCUGAUCGUCCGGUCGAACAGUUUCAGUCAGACUCACAGAGCCGAGGCUGCGCCUCCAAGAACGAAAGAUACGAAACCCAACCAAAAGGACUGAGCGGUUUUACGACCGAGAUACGAGUCUCGCCUCCAAGUAGGACAUAUCUUGCCUCGUCCCAGUAA